Cyprinus carpio (common carp) is the source of this 3109-nucleotide messenger RNA. Its product is annotated as trophoblast glycoprotein-like. NCBI's taxonomy places the organism in Eukaryota, Metazoa, Chordata, Actinopteri, Cypriniformes, Cyprinidae. Gene Ontology annotation, cellular component: plasma membrane. The record is from RefSeq and is a predicted model, not a curated record. Gene Ontology annotation, biological process: negative regulation of canonical Wnt signaling pathway. Gene Ontology annotation, molecular function: protein binding.
CAGUCGCAUUGUUUGAGAGCAGCGGAUCAAAAGCCCCACACCGAGAACCUCCUUUUCUCAUGGAAAUAAAGUGUCUGCCUCUCAUUCACACGAGUUUCUGUAAUGCAAAGAAGUCGAGCACGCAGGCAGACUCAACAUUACUGAGAAAAGUUACGAGUUACGCGGGACCGGAGUCCUGGAGAGACACUUUGGAGACGCGGAUCCCCGGGCGCGCACACCCGCUGAAUGAGGGCGUUUAUUUAGUCAGGUUGAUGCGGUAUUGCUGAUAGUUGACCAUGCUCGCCUCUGCACGGUGCGCGGUUGUGCUGGGGCUGCUGUGCGCGGCGCUCUCCGCGGGCGCGUCGCUGUGUCCCGCCGGCUGCGAGUGCUCGGAAGCCGCGCUCACGGUCAAAUGCGUCUCCAAAGAUCUGCGGGACAUACCGAGCGGCAUCCCGAGCUACACCAGAAACCUCUUCAUCACCGGAAACCACAUCAGCCAGAUCGGACCCGAGUCUUUCCAGGGACUGGACAACGUGACGAAUUUGUCACUGUUUAAUAACAGGAUCUCUGAAGUGAAGUCUCACACAUUUUCUAGCAUGCAGAGCCUCAGAUCGCUGGACCUCAGCAACAACCAGCUGGCCGUCAUCCAUCCUGAGGCGUUCACCGUCCAGAGCCGCAUGCUGAGGGAGCUCAACCUCAGUCGGGCUCUCUACAACCACUCGUCCGUCAUUGAUUUAGCCACCUCUCUUCGCUGGAGCAGCCUGGAAGACCUGCAGGGACUGGACCUGUCCAGUAAUGGCCUUGUCUACUUGCCCCCUGGCAUCUUUUGCCAUCUUGUCGGCCUGCGGCGCCUUCAGCUUGGCAACAACUCUAUAGUGUCCAUCCAUAACGGGACGUUCACAGGACUGGAUCACCUCCAGGAACUCGACCUCACCCAUAACGCCCUCAGGACCCUGCGUGAAGAUGCUCUAAAAGAGCUGGAGCACUUGCGUUCGGUGAGGCUCCACCUGGCGGAGAAUCCUUACACCUGCACAUGUGACAUCGAACCGUUCGCUGCCUGGCUGAACAGCUCACGAGCACGAGUGGUGGACAUCGAGCGCUUGACUUGCGUGUUCCCAGACGUCUUGCAGAACACGUCACUAAUGACGGUGGGAGAACUGGAGUUGGGUUGCCAUAAGGCGGGAGAGGGUGACAAUCUCGCACUGCAGACCUCCUACGUGUUCCUGGGUCUCGUGCUGGGAUUUGUCGGGCUCAUGUUUCUCUUUGUGCUCUACCUGAACCGCAAAGGUAUUAAGAAGCACAUCUAUGACAUGCGUGACGCAUGCCGGGAAGUCUGGGAAGGGUACCACUACCGAUACGAGAUCGACUCGGAUCCCAGACUGUCGCAAUUCUCUACAACAGCUGAUGUGUGAGCUCUUCCCAAACUGAGCUCCUUAUAUGAACUAGUUUUCUAUUGCAUUUAUACUUGGAAAACGUCCAUUUGUGUGACAAACAGUGUUACAUUACAAGUAACGCGAGUUACGUAAUCAGAUUACUUUUUUUCAAGUAUCUAGUAAAGUAAUCCAUUACUUUUAAAUUUACAAUGAAAUAUCUUUUUCAAAUAAGUAAUGCAAGCUACUUUGUUUUUCUAUUUAUUCACUGACUCCUCUCCUGUCCCGGUGUACAGUGAGGUGCAGAGGCACUUCCUUUAGCCCGAGGCUUAUUCAUUUCACUUUUGGUGUGAAAGGACCCUUAUGGUGGGCAAAAUGUUACUUUUGGGGGAGCUUUUUUGUUAUUAAAAAGCAAAUAAACAAGCCCAGCCCAGGGGACAAAAAGUAACGCAAAAGUAACCUAAUGCAUUACUUUCCAUAAAAAGUAACUAAGUAAUGCAUUUAGGUAAUUUUUAUGGAGUAAUGCAAUAUUGUAAUGUAUUUCUUUUAAAAGUAACUUUCCCCAACAUCAUGGUGGUGAAUAUUUAGACAUUUAAUUGUGAAAAGCAUGUACUGCCUGUUUCAUUGAAGCCUUUAUAACAAGCACACCUCCCCCUCAGUUCUGCACAGAAUUGGCCUUGAGAUGCAUUUGCUUCUCAGUCAUCAUGGGAUGUUUGAGGAUUAGCCCAAUAAAGGGGCAGAAGCCAUAAAGUACCUCUGACCACCACCAACAAACCCCCCACUAGUCUCCAUUGUCCUGUACGGGAACAUUGCCCACCUCUCUGGUGCUCAAGUGCCUUGUUCAUUGGAUUUAAGAGGCUGACCAGCUAUUAAGAGGAUAACCAUUAUAUAUAUACAUGUGUAAUAUGCGGUUGUGAAGUUUUGAGAACUGUUUUGUUGCAUGCUCCUGCAACCCUGUUUUUAUGGAAGUGAAUGCAGUUUUUCGCGCUGGACCCUGAGCAACCAAAUUAGCAGCCUUCUAUGGUCCUUUCCGUCCCUCUAUCCACAGGGAGUCUGUGAAGAAUGUGCCAGAUUUUCUCACCAAAAGCAUUCCAGCAGGAGGAUAACCUCCUCUAAGCUCUAGAAAGAGGAUCUUUUGAAGAAAGAGACCCAGUUUGCAGAAAUCUCCGGCUGCUUUUUUUUUUUUUUUUUCGUUUAAAAGAGACAUUUUGCUUUGUUUUUAUUCCACUCAUUUUUAUUGUCAGAAUGAUGAGAACCAGCCCUUACGAGGGCCGCUGAGCGAGACCCCUCCUCCGUCAAGCCUGUUCGCUCUUUGAAGACUCAGUCUGGCUCAGUUCCUCAUAUGUUCCCCAGCUUUUUCUGUUUAAGGGACUUCACGGUGAUAAGAUACAGAUGAAGCUGGGGCCGUUGUGCUGAAUGGUCCCCUGCUCUGUUUCUGAAUACUGUUUCCAAAUGUGCAAGACUGAAAAGAAAUAUGCUUGAUGUGUUGUGCCAAUGUGCUGGACUUCACUUCACUGUCUGGAUAAUAUGACUUUAUGCAGCAUAUGUUUGUCAAAUGAUACAGACUAUUUAGUCUAUGAGUGAAUCUCACAAAGACAGUCAGGAAUUUUCUUGUGUAAAUGAAUUUGUAUUUCACCUUAUCAAAAAAAAAAAUAUAUAUAUAUAUUUUGCAUAAAUAAAAAAGGUUUUUUUUUUUUUACUUUUUGCAUUGUGACAACAUAUUACAGUAAUAUGUGACCCUGCACCACAAGACCAAUCAU